Molecule: messenger RNA, 2609 nt
Organism: Mesocricetus auratus (golden hamster)
Lineage: Eukaryota; Metazoa; Chordata; Mammalia; Rodentia; Cricetidae
Gene: Atf1
Product: activating transcription factor 1
Exons: 7
Coding region: 559-1368 (269 amino acids)
Biological process (GO): regulation of transcription by RNA polymerase II
Cellular component (GO): nucleus; ATF4-CREB1 transcription factor complex
Molecular function (GO): RNA polymerase II cis-regulatory region sequence-specific DNA binding; DNA-binding transcription factor activity, RNA polymerase II-specific; protein binding
Source: RefSeq, a predicted model, not a curated record
GCCGCGAGAUCCGUCGAGCUCUCGACCGGGCGUGUAGGCGGGAGGAAAGCCGCGGAAGGUCCGCACCAGACUGCAGGCACCGCGUCCUCAGGCUCCCCCCUUACCCCCCUGCUUGGACCACAGGGACCCGAGGCCACUGGCCUGGCGGCGGGACGCGGUGCUUUGCCUUUCUUCCGGGUGUCUCCCAGCUGGCCACUUCAGUUGUAGUAGAAAAGUCAGCGUCUGGGUAGUUGCUCUUUUUGAGGCUGGAUUUGUUAAGUAGAGUUACUGAUGCAGCGUUUCUACACGUGUUCUUCUUUAUGGUAGCGGGUUUUUUGUUUGUUUGCUUUUCGAGACAGGGUUUCUCUGUACCUUUGGAACCUGUCCUGGAACUCGCUCUAUAGUCCAGGUUGGCCUCGAACUCCCAGAGAUCUGCCUGCCCCUCGGGAGGCAGAGGCAGGUGAAUCUCUGAAUUUGAAACCAGAACGAGUUCCAUGACAGGGCUACUCAAAGAGAAACCCCAUCUGAGGCAGGGGAUGAGGACAACGAACAAAAAGAUCUGUUUAUUACGAGCUGAUUAUGGAAGAUUCCCAUAAGAGUAAUACUCCAGAGACUGCACCUCAGCCUGGCUCAACAGUUCAGGGGACUCAUAUUUCUCAGAUAGUCCAUCAGGUGUCAUCUUUGUCAGAAAGUGAGGAGUCUCAGGACUCAUCUGACAGCAUAGGCUCCUCACAGAAAGCUCACGGGAUCCUGGCCCGGCGUCCGUCUUACAGAAAAAUUUUGAAAGACCUCUCUUCUGAAGAUAUACGGGCCAGAAAAGGAGACGUAGAAAAUCCUGGCAUUUCUGCUGUCACUUCUAUGUCUGUUCCAACCCCCAUCUAUCAGACCAGCAGCGGACAGUACAUUGCCAUUGCCCCCAACGGAGCCUUACAGUUGGCCAGUCCAGGCACAGAUGGAGUCCAGGGACUGCAGACAUUAACCAUGACAAAUUCAGGCAAUACUCAACAUGGUACAAUCCUCCAGUAUGCGCAGACUUCUGAUGGACAGCAAAUCCUCGUCCCGAGCAACCAGGUGGUUGUGCAGACUGCAUCAGGAGAUAUGCAGACCUAUCAGAUCCGUACCACACCGUCUGCCACUUCACUGCCACAAACUGUGGUGAUGACGUCUCCUGUGACUCUUACAUCUCAGACAACAAAGACAGACGACCCCCAACUGAAAAGGGAAAUACGGCUGAUGAAGAACAGAGAAGCUGCCCGAGAGUGCCGCAGGAAGAAGAAAGAGUACGUGAAAUGCCUGGAGAACCGUGUGGCCGUUCUGGAAAAUCAAAAUAAAACUCUAAUAGAAGAGCUAAAAACUCUUAAGGAUCUAUAUUCUCAUAAAAGUGUUUGAUUCUUAAAAGAGAGAGUAUUUUUAUGGACUUGCUUAAAAAUUAGGUGGAUUUUUUUAAAGUGGAGUUUUAUAAAUUCAAAGGUCAAAGAAGCUACUUUGUACAUUAGAUUUUUACAAUGCAAAGGUGACAGGGGAAGUGGGAAUGACCAUAUCGAAGCUGCUGACGAAACUGGAAGCGCAGGGAGGAAAGUGCUCAAGGAAAUGGACUCCAGCAACUUAAGCAACAGCCUAACCAAAGUGGCAGACAGCAUUGGAAAAGCAAUCAGUUCCCACUGAGUUUAUAUCUCUUACAUUUCCUAAGAUUGCCUGUGUGUGUGUGUGUGUGUGUGUGUGUGUGUGUGUGUGUGUGUGUGUGUGUGUCUGUCCCAUGUGCGCACGCGCCUGCCAAUAAAUUCUAAAUUACAAAUGUAAAAGAAAGCGUAAUACAUUACUAAGUAUGUAAAUUAUGUGGUCUGAUUGUUCCUUGUCAUGUUGUCAGGUGUGUUAAAUGAGUUGUAACAGUUGGUUUUGUUGGACUUGAGGGAUUUUGAGACGUUCUAAACAGGCACAGGGCACACAAUCUGAGUAUGGUGAUUUGUAACAUUUUUAUCAGAAUGGAAAGAGAAUUGUCCUGAAGAUUUGACAGUUUAUUUUUGCUUCCAGAAGGUAAGGGCAGUUUCUCACAAGGAUAUAAUAAUUUGUUUGAUUCUCUAACCCUGUAUGCAGUUGAAGAGCAUUGCUUGUGCUUUAACAGAAUGAAGUGUUUACAGAAGCCCUUAAGAUAAUUUAAAUAACCUGAAGAUGCAUACCAAAGCUUCCCAGAGGAUUGAUAAUCAUCUUCCUGUAGGUUUGUCAGGUUCUAAAAUAGUUACUGAGGCAAUUUUACAUUGAGUCUAUUUUGUAAUGUAGUCAAUGGUACCUUUAUAGGAGAAGCGACUGCCGAUAUAUUUUUAUAGUGAAUCUUUAUAAAUUCUAAUGUUGAGUUUUUAAUGAUUAUUUUAAAUGUUUAUAUAGUUUGUUUAGUAAAAAAAAUUUGUAUCUCAAUCUAUCAUUUUUAUAUUAUGAGAAGAGUAAAGUUUUGAAUUGGCUGAUAUUUGAACUGUACUUUUUCUAUGAAGUUUAUCUUCAAGCUAUGGUCAGUGCACCAGUGUUUAACGUCUGUAUUCUAAUCUGUAUUGACUUUGAAACUGUACUGCAAAACUGUUGUGUGCCUAUAUAGUAUGUUUCAUAUUGUCUAUGAAAUUAAAGAACAUUUGAUAAGA